Messenger RNA from Puma concolor (puma), 3936 nucleotides. Lineage: Eukaryota; Metazoa; Chordata; Mammalia; Carnivora; Felidae. The record is from RefSeq and is a predicted model, not a curated record.
AUGGCUCUGAGCCCAGGGGCUAAUCUGGUCCUCUGUGAAAGCUCGAACAUGACUCCCAGUCUCGGCCUGGCAGAGGCCCCAGAUUCAGGCUCCAGCACUAUCUCUGGGCCCCACACAGACAUGGGCCUUGUUCCUCUCUUGAACCCACCCUUGAAUCCUGGCUCAGAUCUUGUUCCAGAUCUCAAUUCAACUCUGAGUCCUGUCUCAGAGGAGGCCCCUGGCCUGGUGUCUGGUAACACCCCCAGGCCUGGUGACAGCCAGACUGUGCCCCCAGUCCCCCUCCAGAUCACCACUUCCUACUCUGGUGAAGCCCUGGGCCUGAAUUCAAAUCACGUCUCAAGGCCUGACUCACAAGGGGUCCUGGGUCCAGCCCCAAACCUUGUGCUGAGCCCCAGCUCUACUGAGGCCCAAGAUCUGAGCUCAGGGAAGCACUCUGGGCUCAGUUCUGAGGAGGCUUUCAACUCUCUCUCAAGCAAGAUUUUUGAUGUGGGUCAGAGUAACUCCAGUCCUUCCAGGACUGAUGCAAACCCAUUUCUAAGGCCCUGUUCAAGAGAAGCCCUGGUAGUGGGCCACUGUGUCUGUAGGUCAAGCUCAAAAGCUCUCCUUAUUCCAACCUCAAAUUCUUCUCUGGACUCUGACUCCAACCAGCUACACAGUGUGGGCUCAAGAAACACCUCCAAGCUGUACCUCAAUGCGGGUCCAGGUUCUUGUGGGACCCUGAUCCCAGAUGUCAACGAGACCAUCACUGUGGUUUCACAUAACAGCUCUGGAUCUGUCUCAAAAGGAGUUUUGGGUACAGCCUGGAACACGAGUUCCAAGGGAACCAUCAAUGUGGCUUCAAAUAACAAUCUCAGGUCUGACCUGAACAUGACCAUCACUCAAGCCUCAUGCUUGACCCUGAUUCCUGGCUCCAGCAAUAGUAUCAGCCUGCAUUCCAGCACCCGUGGACCCAGCUCCACCCUUUCUCCACCCUCGUGUAUGACUCUGAUCUUGGGCUCCAAUGAGACUCUCAGCCUGGGUUCCAGCCUCAUCUUCAGUGACACCUCUACCCUGACACCGAGCAGCCAGCAGGAUUAUUUUGAGGACAAUAGCAUCCAUGCCAUACCCUUGGACAAGAAUCUGGGGAGCUGGGAUGAGAUGGUUGGCACUGAGACAGGCCAGUUCUCGCUGGGGUUCCCCACCUAUAAUACCAUGGACAAGGACACCACAGCCUUCCAAAGCAUCCCAGAGGGAGCCUUCAGUGAAGUGGCCUCAUGCCUGGUGGACAUGCCGGGGAAGAGAGACGAUGGCACCAAGAUGGCUCUGGUGGAGAAUGUCAUCACCCUCCAGGAGAGCCAGGAUGCGCUCGAAGUGGACGUAGAGAAGAGGACCUUGAUGAAGGAGAUGAUGAGGCAGAUCCAGGAGGAGCCACUGGAUUCCCUCUCGAGCACCGUCCGCUGGCAGGCCAUGGAGACGCUGACCCAGCUGAGGACAAUCCUGGGACUGUGGCGCGGCCAAGGGAAGAGGAACCUGGGGAGAGGUGGCUCCCUGAAGGGGCAGCCUGGAAAAUCUAUUUGGACACUUUACCGACAGACCCUGGAUGCCCUGCAGACACUGCUCAACGCCCUCUUUGUCGAGGACCCCACUCCUGCUGGGCUGAAGAGCAUCUUGGAGCCCCUGGGGCCCUGGAUGAACUCCGGGAAGACCCAUGAGCGAGCACGGGCUGUGAACAGCAACGUCUCUGUGUUGAACCACAUGUUUCUGACCCUGCCUUUCUUUAUGUCCUCGGGGUUUCCGGCGCUGGGGCUUCUGCUGGGGAGGCUCAUCCUUCGCAUUGGAGAUCCUGAUGAGGGGAUUGGCCGGAAGGCUCUCGACGGCAUCAUCAUCCUCUACACUAUCCUGGAGCUCCAAAAACGAGCCAGAGAUAAGGAAGAGACCAAUAAUAAGAAGGAGCUGUAUGAGAGCAACAAGCGAUUCCUGGGGCCCUACAACCCUGUCUGCCCAUGCCAGAAUAUUCUGCGUGUGAUCGCGGAAUUUGGAGACUUCCUGGGACCCCAGCAGGUGAAGGACCUGCUGUUAGCAGCCCUGGAAGGCUUGAAAGGCAGCUCAGAAGCCCGGGAGAAGGACUUGGGGGAGAUGAUGCAGCUGGCCUCGGAGGUCACCAUCAGCUCGGUGCUGGAGUGGUACCACCACAGGGUGGUGGAGGUGAUCCCAGAAAUCAUGCAGGCCAUCUACAUGCAGCUGAACCACAUCCAGGAGCCACGGGCCCGCGAGGUGGCCCUGCUGCCCGUCUCCCUCCUGGCCAGCUCCUUCAUGACCGAGGUGGUGGUGGCCCUGCUCACGUGUCCCCUCCCGCUGGACAGCAACAGCGCAGAGAUGUGGAGGCAGCUAAUACUGUGCAAGCCCAGCUGUGAUAUCCGAGACCUCCUGGAUCUGCUCCUGACGAGCCUGAAGGAGAAGCCCUUCACCAAGAAGGGCCGGGCCUCGAUCGUGCCCUUAGCGGCAGCCAGCGGGCUGUGCGAGCUCCUGUCGGUCAGCAGCUGCGUGGGCUUCGUGAGGCGCGUCUACCCCCAGCUGCUCCUGGCCCUGCUCAUUCAGGUCCAUUACCACAUCGGCCUCAACCUGCCUGGCCGCGUGGCUUUGCGCAAGGACGCCAAGAAGGACGCCCAGCCCUCCGUCUUCGUACCCGUGCGCUGGGUGGUCAAAGUGGUGAAAACCCUGCUGCUGAGGAUGGGCUGCUCAUACGAGGUCACCUUUCUGGAGGACCAGGGCGGCUGGGAGCUCAUGGGGCAGGCUGAGAACCACCACCGCGGAGUGUCCCUGCUGGCAAGGGCUAUGGUGCAUUACUCCUGCCAGGAGCUCUGCCGCAUCCUCUACCUGCUCAUCCCGCUCCUGGAGAGAGGCGACGAGAAGCACAAGAUCACUGCCACCGCCUUCUUCGUGGAGCUUCUCCAGAUGGAACAGGUGCGGCGGAUCCCUGAGGAGUACUCUCUGGGGAGGAUGGCUGAAGGCCUGAACCACCAGGACCCCAUCAUGAAGGUGCUGUCCAUCCGAGGCCUGAUCAUCCUGGCCCGCAGGACUGAGAAGACUGCCAAGGUCCAGGCCCUCCUGCCCUCUAUGGUGAAGGGCCUGAAGAGUAUGGACGGGCUGCUGGUGGUGGAGGCGGCCCACAACCUUAAGACCAUCUUCAGGGGGCAGGACCGGAAGCUGAUGGACAGCUCGGUCUAUGUGGAGAUGCUUCAGGUCCUGCUCCCACACUUCAGUGAUUCACGAGAGGACGUGCGCUCCUCCUGCAUCAGCCUGUACGGCAAGGUGGUCCAGAAGCUGCGGUCGCCUCGCACCCCAGCCAUAGAGGAGCAGCUGAUGGGCACCUUGGUGCCCCUGCUGCUGACCAUGCAAGACGGCAAUGCCAAGGUGAGCCAGAAAUGUGUGAAGACCCUGUUCCGCUGUUCCUGCUUCAUGGCCUGGGAACUGCCAAAAAGAGCUUAUAGCCGGAAGUCCUGGGACAACCAGCAGCAGACGGUGGCCAAAAUUUGCAAGUACCUUGUGACUACCCACCAAGACAGCGCCUUCACAUUCCUCAGCCAGAGCCUGGAGUAUGCCAAGAAUCCCCGGGCCUCCCUCCGGAAGUCCUCAGUCAUGUUCAUAGGGUCCCUGGUCCCCUGCAUGGAGAGCAUGAUGACAGAAGACCGGCUGAAUGAAGUUAAAGCGGCUCUGGAAAACCUGAGACACGACCCAGAAGCAUCAGUGUGCAUCUACGCAGCCCAGGCCCAGGACCACAUCCUAGCCAGCUGCUGCUGGAACUCCUGGCCGCUGCCACACGGGGACUCGUGGGUGUGCGACCCAGCCACCACGCACCGCUGGAGCCUUAGCUGCAAGAGCCUGCCCGCUUCUCACCAGCGGUGCUCCUGGAUCGUGCAGGCACUGGGCUCCUGGAAGAUGGCCUUGAAGCAGUGA